UAAUAUACACAGUUGUUAAUGAACUUUUGAUACGAAAAUAUGAAAUAUUUCGUCUGUUUCUUAAUACUUUUGUUAGACAAAACAAGAGGUCACAUCCAAGGUCGUUUUGGACUACAAGAAGUGUUCAAAUGGAAGCAAAUGACUUACGAUUUCAAUGGACAUAUAUACGAAUCAAGUUCAGAUAGCGAGUUACAGACGCAAAAACAAAACAAUGUCGCAGAUGCUGAGAAAUUUUUUACACAAUAUAAUAAUGUACCGAUUGGUAUGGAAGUGUUUGGAAACAGAGUGUUUGUUACUGUACCAAGAAGGAGGCAUGGUAUACCAUCGACAUUAAACUAUGUUAAAAUAUCAAGUGGUACAUCACCAGCUUUGAUUCCAUAUCCUGAUACUAAAAGUAGGAAUAAAUUCGUCUCUGUAUAUCGUCCGAGGGUCGAUGUGUGUGGAAGGCUGUGGAUGGUAGACACUGGCCAUUUAGAAGUACCAGGUGAAAGGAAACAAAUUCAGCCACCGGCGAUUGUUGUAUACGAUUUGAAAACUGACGAGGAAAUAGUCAGAUAUGAAUUGAAAUCGACUGAUUUGGUCAACGAAAGAUCAUCUGCAGGUCUAACCUCAAUUACCGUGGACGUAGAUAAGAAGUCAUGUGAUGACGCAUACGCGUAUAUCAAUGAUCUAGCGACUGAAGGUAUGAUUGUAUUCUCUCUUAAGAACAUGGACAGCUGGAGAGUAAAUCAUAGAAGCUUCGUCCACGAUGAGAAUGCUAUGAACUUCACAGCUGCAGGGUACGUAAUUAAUUGGAAAGAUGGAUUAUUCAGCGUCACGCUAACUGAUCCUGACACCAAAGGGAAGAGGAAGGCUUUCUACCAUCCACUCGUCUCCACACAAGAGUUUGCUAUCGAUACUGAAUUCCUUAAAAACAAUAACUUUCCCGAACGUAAUACUUAUUUCGGUGAACGUGGUAAUAAUACGCAGAGCGGUUCACACGACUACCACGCACCUUCUAGAAUAAUCUUCUACGCAAAUGUCGCACAAGACGCCAUCUUGUGUUGGAAUAUCGACACUGAAAUGACACCGGAAAAUGUCGCUAUCGUCGCACAAGAUCAUAAAAAACUUGCCUACAUUUCUGAUUUAAAAAUAGUCGGUGAUGAAGUAUAUGUUCUGGUGAAUCAGAUACCGAAGUUUAUUUACUCUAGAUUUGAUAUUAAUGAAUAUAAUUUUUUUAUCCAUAGAUAUCGUGUUUUUGAUUUAAUAUUGGGUACAGUAUGCGAUAUAGCGGCACCUUGAAAAUGCAUUUUAUUAAAUAAAAGUUUUCUUUGACAA
Papilio polytes (common Mormon) is the source of this 1317-nucleotide messenger RNA. RefSeq names its product protein yellow-like. Gene Ontology annotation, cellular component: extracellular region. The record is from RefSeq and is a predicted model, not a curated record. Bases 40 to 1281 code for a protein of 413 amino acids. NCBI's taxonomy places the organism in Eukaryota, Metazoa, Arthropoda, Insecta, Lepidoptera, Papilionidae. The transcript has 9 exons.